AUGUCUUCUUCAAGUAAUAAUGAUUACCAAGAGAUUGACAUUACAUACUUGAGCGGCUUACCUCUAAGGCUUUUUACACCCUUGCUUGAAUAUGUUCCUGGGUUAUCAAAUUAUUUUUUCUCGAGUAAGAAAUUAGAUUUGCUGAGAAAGAAAUCAUAUACAGAAGAUAUGACCAUGAUGCCAUUGCCUUUACCAAAAGAAAUAUUUGGCAUUGAAUACACUAUGCCAAUCGAGGGAUUAGAAAUUAUUGAUCAGAAAAAUCAAGAGAAUAAUCCAGCUCCAGCAAACCACGGAUUUUUAUGCGCGCGUGAUUAUGUAUGCGAGAAAUUAAUUGAUAAAAUGAUUCAAUCUUGUUCUAAGACGUGUAACCCACCUCUUUAUGGUAUAUGUCAAUACAAUAAAGAAGAUAUUAUGGCACAAGCCGAAGCAUCGACCUCCCGAUAUAAUCAAAACCAAACGUUGGGACCACUUGAUGGUGUUCCUGUGGCGAUUAAAGAUGAGAUUGAUGUUAUAGGUUAUGAAACACGUGUAGGAACAACAUUUCUUAAUCGUGGAAACCCUGCUUCAAAAGAUGCGUUUCUAGCAAAAAGAUUGAGGGAACAAGGUGCUAUCAUUAUUGGAAAAACAAACAUGCAUGAAAUUGCAUUUGGCAUUACAAAUAAUAAUCCGAACACAUAUACACCUCGUAACCCUUACAAUACCAAUUAUUAUUGUGGAGGGUCGAGUGGAGGUAGUGGAUGUGUUGUUUCCAGUGGGUUAUGCCCAAUUGCUGUAGGUUGCGAUACCGGUGGUUCUAUUAGAGUACCAUCUUCUUUUUGUGGAAUUUAUGGAUUGAAACCAACAUUUGGGAGGAUUUCUGUAACAGGAGAUU
Messenger RNA from Dentiscutata erythropus, 871 nucleotides. The record is from the annotation of a GenBank genome assembly. NCBI's taxonomy places the organism in Eukaryota, Fungi, Glomeromycota, Glomeromycetes, Diversisporales, Gigasporaceae.